AUGGUUGCUGGUAUCAAGUUCCUGCUCGCGGCUCUCUUGCCUGUCGCUUUUGCCUGCAAUGGCUACACUGGUGGUGUUCCCAAGGCUGUUGGCACCAAGACCAACAGCAAGGUGAUCACUGUCAAGGCCGGUCAGACUUUCGACGGCAAGUGGAACCGUUACGAUCGCGGCGCUGGCGCCUGUAGCGGUCAGACCGAGGGAGGUAAGGCCGACGCCGUUUUCCUGCUCGAGGCCGGUGCCACCUUGAAGAAUGUCAUUAUCGGCAAGAACCAAGCCGAAGGUGUCCACUGCGAUGGCCACUGCACCCUCGAGUACGUUUGGUUCGAAGACGUCUGCGAGGACGCCAUCAGCAUCAAGAACGACAAAGCCGGCUCUCAAUCCUGGAUCAUCGGCGGUGGUGCCUACCACGCCUCCGACAAGGUCGUCCAGCACAAUGGCUGCGGAACUGUCAACAUCAUCAACUACUAUGUCGAAGACUACGGCAAACUCUACCGCAGCUGUGGUAACUGCAAGUCCCAAUGCAAGCGCAACGUUUACAUCGAGGGUGUUACUGCCAAGAACGGUGAUCUGCUCGUUGGCAUCAACUCCAACUAUGGCGAUACUGCUACUAUCAAGAACACUUGCUCGGAUGCAAAGACCAAGUGUCAGAUGUUCAAGGGUUGUGCUGGUGGAUGCGAGCCUGCUAAGGCUGGACUUUGCUCCGGUUAG
Messenger RNA from Aureobasidium subglaciale EXF-2481, 708 nucleotides. RefSeq names its product polysaccharide lyase family 3 protein. Gene Ontology annotation, molecular function: pectate lyase activity. The transcript has 3 exons. Gene Ontology annotation, biological process: pectin catabolic process. The coding region runs from base 1 to 708 and encodes 235 amino acids. Lineage: Eukaryota; Fungi; Ascomycota; Dothideomycetes; Dothideales; Saccotheciaceae. The record is from RefSeq and is a predicted model, not a curated record. Gene Ontology annotation, cellular component: extracellular region.